Molecule: messenger RNA, 516 nt
Organism: Glycine soja
Lineage: Eukaryota; Viridiplantae; Streptophyta; Magnoliopsida; Fabales; Fabaceae
Product: splicing factor U2af large subunit B-like
Exons: 3
Coding region: 1-516 (171 amino acids)
Biological process (GO): alternative mRNA splicing, via spliceosome
Cellular component (GO): nucleus; cytoplasm
Source: RefSeq, a predicted model, not a curated record
AUGGAAGAAGAAAAAGCAGCGGCGUACUACGAUGAGCUGACCCGUAAGGGCGAGAGAGCUGCGAGGUUCAAGCAAGGUCUCGGCUUUUCCUCUUUAGCACCAAACAACGACAUUCCAAAACCCUCCUCCUCCUUCCUCUCCAAAUUCGUCAAAGCCUCCUCCAAGUCGAAGAAGCAAGCGCAACUCCAGUCCAUCCACGACAAGCUCAAGAAAAAGCCCUCUUUCGAGUCUAAGGUUUCGAGCAGGGAUAGGGACAACGAUAGAAGUAGAAGACGAAGCAGGGGUAGAGAGAGACAUAAGGAUAGUGAAAGAGGGAGACAGAGUAGUAGAAGCAUUUCUCCUCGCAAGCAACGCAACUCGGAGAAAGACGCGAAUGAUAGAGGGAAAGGAAUAUGUUGUUUGGUUGCUAUUGAAAUGAGACAAGGUGAAGCCAAUUUGACCCAGGGUCCCAAGGUCAAUUUGUUGCAGCAUGCCAAUGCUCUUGAGAAUUUGUCCUCCCAAGCCAAAUUUUUCUAG